AAUCUGCAAUAAUGACAAUCUGUUAAAAAAUUAUAUUAUCAGGCUCCUGCCCUGGGUUUUAUACAUCAGGGUCAAGUAAAUAUGAGCUGUGAUAGUAAUUCAUUAAUGUGGUAGAGAAGGAAGUUCAAAGUGCGACGAGGAACAGCACAUAUCUGACAAUCUCUGGUUCAAUAGGAGUCCAUGCUUUUGUCUCAGACUCUGUGGAAGCAGGUGCUGCUUUCUCCAAAGUACCAUUUUCUCUGGCGCUUGGAGGUAGUGAGAAGUCAACACAGAAUGACCUCAUCACAUCCUGUGGCAGCUGUGUGUCAGAUGACGUCCACCCCUGACAAGGAGGCAAACUUCACUACAUGCAAGCGUUUGAUCGAGCAGGCCAAGGAGGGUGGCGCGAGCAUGAUCUUCCUCCCUGAAGGCUUUGAUUACAUCGGCUCCAGUCGAGAGGAGACGCUGCAGCUGUCUGAAAGCCUCCAGGGUGACAUCAUGACCAGAUAUUCCCAGUUAGCCAGGAAGCUGAAAGUGUGGCUGUCUCUGGGUGGUUUCCAUGAAAGAGGGCACGACUGGGAAAACGACAGACGCAUCUACAACAGCCAUGUCAUUGUUAAUUGCCAAGGUCAAGUCGUGUCUGUGUACAGAAAAGGUCACCUGUUUGAUGUAGAGCUGACAGGUAAAGGUGUGUCCCUAAAAGAGAGCGUCUUCACCAUUCCCGGCCCGAGCUUAGUGCCACCUGUUCAGACCCCCGUUGGAAAGGUGGGACUGGGGAUCUGCUAUGACCUACGCUUCCCCGAGAUGUCCUCGGCUCUUCAGAGGCACGGGGCAGAGAUCCUCACUUAUCCAUCAGCGUUUACCGUGGCAACAGGCACCGCCCACUGGGAGGUUCUCCUGCGGGCCAGAGCUAUUGAGACUCAGUGUUAUGUCCUGGCCGCUGCUCAGGUUGGAGCUCAUCAUGCAAAGCGCUCAUCGUAUGGCCACGCCCUGGCUGUGGACCCGUGGGGCGUGGUCAUGGCGGACUGUGGAGGGACGGAUGUGGGCGUGGCUAUGGUGGAGAUUGACAUGCACAGACUACAGGACACUAGAAGGGACAUGCCAGUACAGCAGCACAGGAGGGAGAAAGAGUUCUACUCUGGUCUAGACUGAACCAAGACUCAAAACAUAAUGUGAACCAAAAUAUGAUGUCGAUUUACCUCACAGUAUGUUGUUUUAUAUCAGAAAUUUAUAGAAGAUCCAACACUAUAUAAGUGAUAAUAAAUUAUCACAGUAAUAAAUGACCUACAUGCAGGUUUAAGUGAUCUGUUACACAUACAGUACAUCUGAUUUCAUAUACUCUUUUCGCUGUGCUUUAGACUCGUUUAGACUGCUUCGUCUUGAGGUUUUCAGCUUCCUGUUCUUGUAGUAGUUGUGAAAAAUGGACUUCCCAUUAAAUUACAAAAUUGUUUUCCUCAACAGACCUUUUCCUUUAGACAUCAAACACGUCUUUGUGUUCGCUACCAAACUGCAGCAGCCAAGUAAAUAAUUCAUCUACACUGGUUUAAUGUCUAAUAUGUGUUGUUUUGACAAUCCAGUAGACAUAACUACCAUUUUACCAUUGUUUCAACUCUUUUAAUUUAUUUGUUUAUUACAAAUAAUAACAUAUAAGGUUAUAAUAAGAUGGUGAGAUUAUUUAUGUAACCUGUGUCAUAAUUUGUCUUCCCUGUGAAGUUAUGUCUGUCAAUAACCAUUAAUAAAUCAAAGGCAACUAAAUUUAGAAGAAAUGUAUAAUGACAUUUAGUAUGUUAGGUUUUACCAAUGUUCUUAUUAUCACUAUAAUAGUUGAUAUUGAUAGAAAUAAUGAAAAAAAUGUCAGUUAAAAUAAUUGCAUUUCCCUUUCUGAAUGUGAUGUAAAUAUUCUCUUUCAUCUUGUUUCUCCCUAAUGUAUUAUAUCUCUGCCAGAGUUAUACACACUCUUCUAUAA
Messenger RNA from Pangasianodon hypophthalmus (striped catfish), 1945 nucleotides. RefSeq names its product nitrilase 1 (gene nit1). The transcript is spliced from 6 exons. Gene Ontology annotation, molecular function: hydrolase activity, acting on carbon-nitrogen (but not peptide) bonds, in linear amides. The record is from RefSeq and is a predicted model, not a curated record. NCBI's taxonomy places the organism in Eukaryota, Metazoa, Chordata, Actinopteri, Siluriformes, Pangasiidae. The coding region runs from base 181 to 1131 and encodes 316 amino acids.